GUGUGGGAUCGAUUGAGCCUGCAGAAGAUAGGGAGCUGGUUGAAGAGGGAAGAAGAGGCGCCGUCACUGGAUAAGGUGGGGAGACAAGCGGAUGAGGACGACAAGGAGAAUGGGAGGCCGCAUUCGAGCGGCGAGCAUGCUUCACGGCCAGGGGGCUUGCUGCAUAGGCGAGGGAGCAGGAAGAGGAUGAACAGUGAGAAGCGGGAGAAGCUGUUGCCCGUACCCGUAGAACCUGAGCAAAGACGAGCUGCGUCGGCCGACCGAAGACUGUCCAAGAUCGCGAGUCGGACGCUUUCGCCGCCACGCAUAUCCGUUCCUUCGAUGUCCGCCCCUGACGUCCUCAGUCCUCACAAUAGUAAUAGCCAGCAAAAGCCCGAAUCGACGAUAGGCGGCGGCCGAGAUUCGAAUAUACCAGCUGGGGCACGCCAGGUGGAUUACGGCGUGGAGGAGAGCAUAGACUACCUGUCUGCAGGCGAACCGCCCCCUCUCUCCAUAGCAGGAGACUCAUACCUGGAGAGAGAUUCACAGCACUCCGGAUCUGGCAUCGAUGACCUGCAGCUGCAGGAAGAGCUCGAGGCGAAGUGGAUACUGAAUCUCAGCAUGCACUUCCGCGACCUGUCAGAUCGAGAAAAGUUUUUUAUUACCUUCGCCGAGGAGCCAAACAAGUGGCGAAGAGUCACUGUGUCCUGCGACUACCGCCAGCUCGAGCCCGAUUCGCUCGAAGCGGACCUUAAGAGCCUCCACUACCAACGAGAUAAGAGUGCGAGGAUAUACGAAGCUAUCCGCGACUCGCUACCAGACAUACAAUUCUACGACACAGUUACUAAUCUCAAACUCCAGACCUCGGACGGCCGUCUUCAUGUACAUGUCACCGAAGACGUCAACGAGAUCAUCCCAUACCCCUCGCUCUCCGCUGUAGAUCACCUCACGUGCCACAAAUUCUACGAACGAUCCGUUUGCUUCGAUUCCCAUAUUUCCGGCUUCGUGUACAAAGUUUCGGUGGGCGGCAGGACGUAUAUCAAGAAGGAGAUCCCAGGUCCAGACGCCGUCGAGGAGUUCCUCUACGAGAUCAAUGCGCUUUGCAGCUUGAAGGAUUCGAAGUCGGUCAUCAAAUUUGAGGGCAUUAUUGUGGACGAGAAGAGCGAGCUGAUUAAAGGAUUGCUGAUCAGCUAUGCGGACCAAGGUGCGCUGGUUGAUCUGAUAUACGAUUACAAGAACUCGGAUCACAUGCCGUGGGAGCGCCGCGAGAAAUGGGCAAAGCAGAUUGUGGAGGGCUUGUCGGAGAUACAUGAGGCUGGAUUCGUACAGGGAGAUUUCACGCUGUCCAACAUCGUUAUCGAUCAUUACGACGACGCGAAGAUUAUCGACAUCAACCGCCGAGGAUGCCCGGUCGGAUGGGAACCCCCAGAACUUGCACGGCUUAUCGAGAGUGGUCAACGAAUAUCUAUAUAUAUUGGGGUGAAGUCGGAUCUUUUCCAACUGGGGAUGGUAUUGUGGGCUCUGGCAGAGCAGCACGAUGAGCCGGAACGCCAGGAACGACCACUCACACGAUCGCUGAGCCGAUAUAACACAAUACCUGAGUACUUCAAGGACAUGGUACGAGUUUGCUUGAGCGACGCUCCUCGAGAACGGCCGUCAGCGAAAGACAUCCUCGCGAGAUUCCCAGAUCGAAACACGGUAGAGCAUCAGCCAGCCGUCAUGGUGGAUUCCAGGCAGAGUGUUUCAACGCAUAGGAGCGAUAAGGAGUACAUCGAUCCUGCUACGGCGGUGGACCUAGACGAUAUCUCGAAGCAUCGUCACCACUCGCGAUCCCGGUCUUCCUUUUCAAAUAUCAAUAUGCCUUCAACGGAGUACAUUGGAUCAUCUGGCUCUUAUAUCCUGCCAAACCCGGCUGAUGGUCAGGGAAGAUCACCGAGAGGUCUCAGCAGAAGCAGCGUGAAUCAACGAUCAGAGUGCUCACCCUACCCCGGACAUCGCUCCGUUAUGUCGCUUGACGAUUCGGAGCUCGAGAAUGAACUGGCCAGCCUGCCGGCAAGCCGGGAGACCAGAUGGGAGCAGGUUUAUGUGGAUGGAGACACGAAGCUUGUUCAGAGAGGCGGAGGAGAGAUUGACGUACAGGAUUUCGCGAAUCAGGACCCAAAAGAUGUCUGCAUUACCACUCCGCCUGGUGAGCUCGAAAACUCCUUCAUAGGCAGCAAGACGUCCGAUGAAACCCCUCUUUCGCUCUCAACCGUCGCGGAACUACAGUCCAUACAGCCUCAGCAGCUUUCGCAAGGUACAGACGCAGCACGAGAAUCAGGCCACAAACGAGGCAUAGGAAACAAGGCCUCCUUCAGCGACCGCGUCUAUCAGCUCGCCGAUACCUCCUCCCCCAGUAAACGCAGCUCGCAAAUCCCCAACUCCUCCACCCUCGCAGAUCUCCAGAACGAAGUCGAACUUGACUCUUCCGUCACUUCAUCUGCAGCGCCGUCGCGCGUCAGCACUGGCUUUUCGGAAUUCUUUCAUCGGCCCAUCCAUCAGGACUCUGGGUUCAGCGAGCCGGAGCGUGUCAGCUAUGAGAGCGAGCGGAUUCGGCAGAGCCUAGAGGAGAAUAUGGCGGAUAUCAAGCUGGCGAUGCAGGAGGAAGAGAGGGUUAAUGAGCGGCUGUGGGAUGAGAAAGACGGUACGUUGAUUGGGGAUGGCGUGAGAGGCGAGCAGCUCGUGAUCAAACCGGAAGCAGCGUCUUCCAUCGCGUCCACAUCGACACCAACUGCGGCCUCAUCUAUAGGUCCUAAGGAUGUAAUCCGCACGGAUGACGUGCAGGACAAAGCGCUGGAAGAGAAGGUCUCGAACACCACGAUCCGACCGCCGAGCAUCUUGAUUCCAGAGUUCCAUCACGGCAUCCCGAAACCCGUCGAUACG
Molecule: messenger RNA, 2901 nt
Organism: Trematosphaeria pertusa
Lineage: Eukaryota; Fungi; Ascomycota; Dothideomycetes; Pleosporales; Trematosphaeriaceae
Exons: 2
Biological process (GO): protein phosphorylation
Molecular function (GO): protein kinase activity; ATP binding
Source: RefSeq, a predicted model, not a curated record